This is a messenger RNA of Chelonoidis abingdonii (Abingdon island giant tortoise), 1639 nucleotides long. RefSeq lists its product as uncharacterized. Lineage: Eukaryota; Metazoa; Chordata; Testudines; Testudinidae. The record is from RefSeq and is a predicted model, not a curated record.
UAUGCUGGGUCCCGGGGAGCUGCUCGGUGGGGGGGGCGCUUCGCCGUGGGGGCAGGGGGAAUGCAGAGUCUCGCAGGGCAGAUCGGGGGCGAAUGGUCCCUCCGGCCUCCGCCCCGCGGGGAGAAGUCGCAGCUGAGGAGGAGGCGCGGCCGCCACCGUCGAGCCAAGUCAGAGUCAGACCUGAGGGAUGUAGCCCCCCUCCCGGCUGGGGCCCAGCUAGCCCUGGGCGGUGCUUGGCCUGCGGAUCCCUCCAGGAAAGGGGGCUCAGCACGGCACUGCCUGGUGCAGAUGGAUACCGGGGACCGCGGUCCGCAGCCGGGAACAGGCGCGGGAAGGGAAGCGGAGCAGUUCCUGGGGUCAGGUCCGGGAGCCAGGACCCUAAAGGCCAGCUGGAUAGAAGCCACGUGGGGUCUCUGCUUACACCUCUGGUUCUGGAGACGAGUUUCUGGAAUUUUGAUUGCUGUUCCUGUGAUUUUACUUUUGAUCUGGUUUAGCUGGAGUCUUCCCAUAUUGCCUCACCUGGAGCCGUGCCGUGAUGACUGGCUAUAUUACAGAAAGAAAUGUUAUUACCUCUCAGAAGAUCAAGCAGACUGGGACUCCAGUCAAAGCUUCUGCUCUGCACAUGGGGCUUCUCUUGCUGUGAUUGAAAGCCAACAAGAAAUGAAUUUCAUAAUGAAUCGAAUGCGCACAAGAGACUCUUGGAUUGGGCUGCGCAAGAAAGGAGCCGAGUUCUACUGGGUGAAUGGAGAAACACUUAAUAUGAGUCUAUUUCCUGUAUACCUAUCAGGUCAUGAAGAAUGUGCCCACACAGAUUCAAUCUCCAUUUCCACAUCAGAGUGCAGGUUACUCAGGAACUGGCUCUGCAGUGUGGGUCUGCCUCAGUCCAGCGCCCUUUCUCCAUAGAACACAACUUGAUGUAUAAAUCCAUGGACUUUCUUCACAUGUGGAUCACUGGCCUGUAGUCCACAGUACUUGAACAUUUUGAAAUUCAGGAUCACAGUAGCAGCAGAGAAAACAGAGCCAUUGUGGGAGGGUUCAUGAAUGCACAUCUUCAGUGCCAGCUGGAUAGUGAUAAAGAGAAUAGUCAUCCCUACAUGGAGAAGAAUGAUAAUUCCUACGGAAAGCUGGUAGGGUCCGGGGGAAGGGCCGAUAUGGUGAUAGCAAUUGUAGCAGACUUGAGUGAGUGGACAGGAAACUGACCAUAAUGAGACCUAGGAAAUGACUGCAACGCAAAUAUUUCCUUGUUUGAGCUUCAGCCCAGCUGAGAAGAAAGAUGAUAACACGAGUAAAGCAAUCGCUUCUCAGAGAGGGCUUCAAAGCACAGUCCUAGACCCAGCAAACCAUCUUUGCAUUUGUAAAGAGAAAUCUCACUUAUUGGGGACCUCAGUUCAGCAAUGAGAGCGCUGAAGGAAAUGAAGCUGGCCAACCUCCUUGAGAACUCUAACAUGGAGCUCUAAAAAGAAUGAUGUAGAAUAAAUAGAUUUCUUGGAUGUGUAAAAUGUCACGAAAUGGUUAUGUAAACUUUCUUACAAAGAUAAUGUACAGUGUCCCUCAUGCUUCUUGCUGUUUCUGUUUUAUUCAGGGUUUUGUAAUUCUGUACCUAAGAAUUUCAGAUUCAGCUUUGUGGUCCUGGUGUUUC